GGCAUCAUUUUACAAGUCGGGCUCUUGUUGUGUGUCGAGUUGAGUAAACGGCGCCAUUUCCGUUCCAUUGGCAUAUUGCACUGGAUUUUUUUUGUUUUUUUUCCGGCAUCAUCAAAAUUAAACAAUAUGUUGUAUGAGUAGGCCUACAGGUGUUAAUUGUUUAACGAUCGCCAGAGAUGGAAUUGGGUGUCCACAGCAGACUGAAAUAACAAUAAGUAAGUCAAUGGAUUGCACUUCUGGAGCACUUUGUCUGCACGCUCACAGUGCACUUCACAAAGCCUCACAUUCACCCACCAAUGGGCGACUGGUGCCAGGCCCGCUGGGGGCGCAUCAGGGUUCAGUGGCUUGCCCAAGCACUCUUUGACAUCCAGACAGACAACCCCACAAGGAAUCUGUCUCCGGUAGUUGGGGCCGCUCGAGUACGACAACAGUCAGUCAAUUGACAGAGAACACUUUGGAGACAGAAAGACAUUGACCAAAACUGAGCAGUAAAGGGUUAAUAGUUAUCUGGUAAUGCCGGUACAUGUAUUUCUUUUUUUGACAAUUGUGCAAAAAGAUGCAGAGUCCUCUCGCACUCAGAGCACUUCGAAUGAGCCAUAGUGCAAUAGUGCGGUGCAAUGAGCAUUGUGCGACUAGCGCGAUCAUCCGGGACCAUGUCGAUUGUGCAAAUGGUGCAGAUACUCCUCAGUCAGUGUGCAAGUGGGGCAGAUGCUCCUCCGGCAUGAGUGGCCAGUAUUGGUCAACAACAAUCGGCGUUUUCAUGAAUUAUGUGAAUGAGCCGUAAAAUUGGAUCCGUCUCAUCCAUCGGCAAAAGCUGGCAGGAAGAAGCUGUCCUGUUUUUCAGACAUGUCUUUCUGGUAAAAUAUCAAUGAAUUGCUCAAAUAUAUUUGAUUUGGGCGGCACGCUGGACGACUGGUCGGAGCGUCUGCCUCACAGUUCUGAGGACUGGGGUUCGAAUCCCCGCCCCCGCCUGUGUGGAGUUUGCAUGUUCUCUCCGGGCACUGCAUGGUAUGCAUGGUAGGCUCAUUGACAACUCUCAAUUGCCCGUAGGUGCGAAUGGUUGUUUGUUUGUAUGUGCCCUGCGAUUGGCUGGCGAGCGGUUCAGGGCGUACCCCGCCUCCCGCCCGAUGAUAGCUGGGAUGGGCUCCGGCACGCCCGCGACCCGCGUGAGGAGAAGCGGCUCAUUUGUUUUCUUUCCAAACGAAUAGAAUCUUGGAGAUUUUGUCCGGCCUUCUCUGUGCUGCUUUUGAGCAAGUUUUAAAGGUGGCACGUUUGUAUUUGGCGCCCUCUUAUGGGCGAAAAGACUGUGGCAACUUUUUUUGUUUUCUUCUUCUUCUUCUUCCCCAACACGUGAUUGAAAAAGACGCACCGGAAUAUGUCUCGGUUGCCCUCGAAGCCGUAUUUUCUUCCGAGCCUCGUAUAUGAGCACAUCCACAUCAUCUGACUUUUUUUUUCCUCAAACUCUUGAGUCAAAAAAGUUUCUCGCGUGCGUGCGAGUGAGAGAGCAACUUUGCUGUGUGUGCGCGUGUGCGUGUGAGUGGGGGAGGCCUCUGCUUCGUCCCCCCGCCCACGAGCGCAGGGAGGCGGGAGAGGGCGAGCCAGAGCGAAGUGUGUGUGUGCGCGAGUGGGGGAAAUAGUUGAGCUUUUCGGCCUGGUUUUCUCGCGAAAGUCGGCGGUCAUGAUCGCGUCCAAACUUGCCGUCACUGGUCCUUCAAAGCGGAUCCUCUCGCCGCCGAAGUGGACGGGCUCGUCUUCACCCCAACUCAUCAUGGCCGCUGAACGCUGAGGCGAGAAGUUUCGGCGUUUCCCGGACAAUGGAGCGCUCCGGCGGAGGGAGCCAGCUGGCGAGGCUGUGCUGCUUUCUGGCCUGCCUCGCCUCCGCCUCGGCCCAGCUCAGCUACUCCGUGUUGGAGGAGCUGAGCCCGGGCUCCAUCGUGGGGAACAUCGCCAAAGAUCUGGGCCUGAGCCCCCAGAGCAUCGUUGAGAGGGGGCUGCGCGUCGUGUCCGAAACGGGCACGCAGUAUUUCGAGGUGAGGCAAGCCAGCGGAGAUUUGGUGAUCAAGCAGCAAAUGGACCGGGAGCAGAUGUGCGAGUUGAGCCCGUCCUGCUCGCUCCACCUUCAGAUACUUCUGUCGGACCCUCUGGAGAUCCAGCGCGUCGCGGUGGACGUCGUGGACGUCAACGACAACGCUCCGCACUUUUCCACCAGCAGCGUGUCUUUGGAGGUGUCCGAGGCCGCUGCGCAGGGCACGCGCUUCCGCUUGGAGAGCGCGCACGACCCCGACGUGGGGAGCAACUCUUUACGCACCUACCAGCUGGAACAAAACGACUUUUUUACACUCAACGUGGAGACCAAAAGCGACGGCAGCAAGUUUCCCGAGCUCGUGGUGGACAAAGCUGUGGACAGGGAGGCGCGGGCGUCCUUCGAGCUGCUGCUGACCGCCGUGGAUGGCGGGCAGCCGCAGAAAUCGGGCUCCACGCUGCUUCUCAUUCAAGUUCUGGACGUCAAUGACAACGCGCCCGUCUUCCACGAGUCCGUCAGCAAAGUCAGCCUGCUCGAGAACGUCGCGCCGGGCACGUUAGUGACCAAAUUGAACGCCACGGACGCGGAUUCGGGCCGCAACGGCCAGAUCUCGUUCAUGUUCAGUAAAUACACGCCCGAGCGCGUCGUGAAGCUUUUCGACGUGGAUCCGAAGAGCGGAGAGAUUCGCGUCCAGGGCGAGGUGGAUUACGAGAAAGCCGCGUCCUACCACAUCACGGUGCAGGCCCGAGACGGGGGCUCCCCCGCCAUGGAGGGCUCCUGCAACGUCAUUAUCGACGUCACGGACGUCAACGACAACGCGCCAGAGGUCACGCUGACGUCACUCACCAGCCCCAUCAGAGAAGACUCCGCCCCGGGAACGGUGAUAGCCCUCAUCAGCGCUCGGGAUCUGGACUCCGGCAAGAACGGGGAGGUCACCUUGAGCCUCCCGCGCGGUCUGCCCUUCAAGCUCAACUCGGCCUUCGACACGCACUACAGCCUCACCACGGCCGGCGCCCUCGACCGCGAGAGCCAGUCCGAGUACAAGGUGGUCAUCGGGGCCACCGACGGCGGCGAGCCGCCGCUGUCGUCGCAGGCCGCCUUCGUGGUGACGCUGUCCGACGUCAACGACAACGCCCCCGCCUUCUCCCAAAGCUCCUACUCCGUGGACGUCCCGGAGAAUAACGCCGCCGGCGCCCCCAUCGCCGCCGUCUCGGCCACGGACCCGGACCUGGGCGACAACGCCCGCGUCGCCUACUCCAUCCUGCCCGGCCUGGUCCAGGGCUCGCCGCUCUCCUCCUACGUCUACGUGAACUCGGAGAGCGGCCGCAUCUUCAGCAUGCGCUCCUUGGAUCACGAGCAGCUGAAGGCCUUCCGGAUCGAGGUCCGGGCCCGCGACGCCGGGGAGCCCCCCAGGACCGCCGACGUCACCGUGCACGUGUUCGUGGUGGACGCGAACGACAACGCGCCCGUGAUCGUGCACCCCGCCGCCGCAGACGACGACGGCGGCCUGCGGCUCAGCGUGCCGCCGUCCGCCGGCCCGGGCUACCUCGUCAACAAACUGGUGGGGCUGGACGCCGACAGCGGGCACAACGCCUGGCUCUUUUACUCCGUCGCCCCCGGGCCGCAUGCGAGCAUGUUCCGAAUCGGGGCGCGCUCCGGCGACCUGCGCACGGCCCGCAAGUGGGCCGAGGAGGAACAAGGCUCCGCUUACGACAUCGCGGUCAUCGUCCAAGACAACGGCGAGCCGCCCAGGUCCACGCGGGUGAACAUUACGGUCACGGUGGACCAGAAGGCCGCGGCCGACGAUGCGCCGGCGAGGCCUCACCGCACGCCCUUCUCCCCGCGCGACGGGAUGUCGGACAUCACCUUGUACCUCAUCAUCUCUCUGGCCUGCGUGUCGGGCGUGUCGUUGGUCACGCUGGCCGUCGUCACGGCGCGCUGCCUGAGGCGCCGCGGCCACGGCGCGGGCGACCCCUGCUGCUGCUGCUGCUGCUACGGUAGCCGGCGGUCCGGCCGCUACCGGCAGAGGCCCGGCAAGGACCCGCACCUGCAGCUCAACACGGACGGGCCCAUCCGCUACAUGGAGGUGGUGGGCGGCGCCCGGGACCCGCACACGCGCACUUACAGACCCUGCUACUCCACCGUCUCCAGCAGGAGCGACUUCGUGUUCAUGAAGACGCCCACGCUGAGUCCCAGCAACACGCUCGACACCACCCUCGGCAGGAAGCGCCUCGGCGGCUCGCCCGGUGAGCAAAAGCCCCCCAACAAUGACUGGCGUUUUAACCAGGGACCGAGACCAGGACCCAGCGGUCCCCACAUGCCAUACGGUACACACAUUCGAUGGACGCCGAAGAGCGGGACAAGGGCUGUCGGCGGACCCGAGGUCGCCAUGGGAACGGGCCCUUGGCCCCAACCCCCGACUGAAGCUGAGCAGCUCCAGGCCCUGAUGGCCGCAGCUAACGUGAGCGACGCGAGCGGCACCCUGGGACCCGGCACGAUGGGCCUGAGCACCCGCUACAGCCCCCAUUUCACCCUGCAGCACGUGCCCGACUACCGGCAGAACGUCUACAUCCCCGGCAGCACGGCCACGCUCACCUCCAACCCCCAGCAGCAGCAGCUGCAGCUGCAGCAGCAGCAGCAGCAGCAGCAGCAGCAGCAGCAGGCCGUGGCCCAGCAGGCGGGCCAGCAGGCGCUGCCCCCGCCCCAGCCGGGCCAGCCCGAGCCCCCGAAAGCCGCCCAGACCCCCGCCUCCAAGAAGAAGUCCACCAAGAAGGAGAAGAAGUAGAAAAGGAGGCGCAGGAAUGCUCAAUCCGGUCUGACGAGAAGUGUAACCCCCCCCCCCCCCCCCCCCCCCCCACACACACCCCACACCCCACCACCAGCUAUCGCACGAGCGGCGGUCCGAGCGGCUCCUUCGGAAGCGUCUCGAAGGCGCCCGAAUGCUUCCGCUUGUAAUCGGUCGAUGUUUGGUGCUCGGGUGUGGGUUCGGGUUAUUGUGAUUUUCUUUUUGCUUGAUUUUGGCUAAGACAAGAAAGCUCCCAAGGUUGAUGUAUCCACAGAAAUGUUGUCGUCUUUCAUGUCGGAGUUGUUGUGCGCGGGAAGUCAGCCGUUGCGAGUGCGCUCGCCGCCAUCAUAUUUCUACGUAGGCUCGGCCCCCUUUUUUGGCGCGGGAUCUUUUACCGCUAUUACAAACUUCGUCUGCAUGCUCUUUAAAGGUUCAAACCACAUCGUACUAGUUUAGCGUCGCAAACUAUGCAUUGCAAAAAGCAAAAGAGGAGGACGUCCCCCCCGCCAAAAUCGCAAUGCACAUGUAGCAUUUGCCCGACGGAAAAGAACUUUUGUAAACCACAGUUUGAAUAUGUAUGCCGGUAAUCUCCUGUUCCUGUUAUGACCCGAGCAUGCACCCGCAGUGAGAGGCCACAGGGGGUGUCCAGCUGGCCCCCAAGCCCCGCCCCCCCAUCACUUCCCCCACAUUAAGAGCCAACCUGAAGUAUUGCACUGAUGUCGGGUGUAAAUCACAUUCGGGUGUCGUAUUUGCCGUUAUUGAGUUUUCUUGCAAUAGCGUCGAGCGAUUGCAUGCGUAAGAUAUGACGUCCGGCGGUGGUGGGCGGAGCCUAAAACAUUGUUCCGUCGGCCCGACCGCCCCUCGGCUCCGCUCGCUGAAUGUACAGAGGAACCGCUGAGCUCAAAUGGGCUGACCCCGGGCCGGGGUCAGCGAGGCGAACCCGCUCGCCUCGCUCGUCCGUCGCCGCCCGUCCUCCGUCGUGACCCCGCCGCCCGCUCUUUGUAAAUAAACAAAUCAAGUCCCGUCGACGGUGUGAGCCAGGUGUUUGUGUUGUCGGGACCGCCGCCGUCCCAAAUCCAACGUCCUUCUCCACAAGGCGUGGCUCACUACUGGAAUGUGUUGCAGUUUGUUUUUCAAGAAAAUGAAGAAAAAAACCCACCAGAUUUAUUCAACAAAAAUGAAAAUAUGACAUGAUCUUCAACAGUUUGCGUUGCAAUGUAGUAACUAAGCGCCAUGCCAACUAACUCUACAGUGUACAUACAACAAAUGAAAGAUAACUUUAGAUAAGGUGACACACGUAGACUAGUUAACUUGUGAUGUGUUGCGCAUAUUUUUGUCUUCAUUUUCUCUUCUAUCUUUUAUCACGCUGUAAAGAAAUGACAAAAAAAAAAAAAGAAACAAAUCUGAAAAUGUUUCUAUCCUUGUGUAACCUCUCAAUGUUCUUUUUGCGGUGAUUUGAUCUUGUGCAUUCUCUUUCUGUCCAUAUGAACAAAUGACGAUAAAUAUUAUAUACGUGUCCGUCCGUCCGCUGCUGAAUUAAUACUACUCUUUCCUGCUGUAUUAUCUUUCUUAUCAAAUGCUUAGCCCCCCCUGCUUUAUCCCUGUGUUACAUUUAUUUUUCUGCUAAUAUUUAUAUUGCUGUUUUAUUUUCUCUUGAACACUGACAUUUCAAAUAAAAAGAUUCUGAAACCGGUCA
Messenger RNA from Phyllopteryx taeniolatus (common seadragon), 6504 nucleotides. Its product is annotated as protocadherin gamma-C5-like. The record is from RefSeq and is a predicted model, not a curated record. Gene Ontology annotation, biological process: homophilic cell-cell adhesion. NCBI's taxonomy places the organism in Eukaryota, Metazoa, Chordata, Actinopteri, Syngnathiformes, Syngnathidae. Gene Ontology annotation, cellular component: plasma membrane. Gene Ontology annotation, molecular function: calcium ion binding. The transcript has 5 exons. The coding region runs from base 1815 to 4808 and encodes 997 amino acids.